AUGGGAGCAAGUAAUCUCUCAUGGACGCCGCCAGCAUGGAGCGAAUACAACUUAACUCGCGAUUGCGAUCUAUUCGGCAAAUUCUUCGCUGGUAUUUCGAGAAACGGUCUCCUUAAUGCGCCACUUGGGAUUACUGUGCAGUAUUUCCGCUCUGCGUUUCCUCCACACAUCUCCCCUGAACCGACAGUGCCGCAGAUUGUAGAACUAUGGCAGGCUAUCGCGGCGAACUACACCAGUGGAAUCGGUGCUGAGGAAAUGUUUAAUAGCGUGUAUGAAGCUGCGCAAGGGCCUUGCCACGAUGCAUACUGCGGCGCUGUUGGGUUCCAGGGCAAUGCGGAUCUUGUAGGGAAUGGGGUGAUGAUUGCCUAUAUUAUUGAAGCAGCUUUAGUAUCACUGUUUCUGGUCGCAAUGGGCUUGCACCACCUGAAAAGCCGCCUGUGCCAGGAAAGAUCUGUUUCAAAGCAAACAGUGGGCUAUAUCUCUGCUGCAGCCCGAGCCCUUGACGCUUUCCGUGGCAGCAUCGCAAAUUUUUGGAGCAGUGCUGCAGUACUGAGCUUGACCAUGCUGAUAGUCUCUCUACGUAUAACAUCACAGGCUAGAGUCAACGCUGAGAGGGCUCUUCAGGCCUGGAGAAGCGGCUCGGCUGUUAGUGCAUAUGACACCCAGCUCGCCACCAUCGUCUCGUGUUUCUCACUUUUUCCCGUCCUCAUACUUGGCCUCCUGAUCAAAAAUCGUGGCCGCCGCCGGUGGCUAGUGGGCAUCGUUCACAUCAGCUUGAUGUUCCGCAAGUAUGGCUCGCCCGUGUUCUAUGUCCUUCUUGCUGUUCCUGUCAGCCUAGUUGUGUUGUUGACUGCUGCUGCUGUUUUGUUUCGUGUUUGCCGAAGCGAGUCAGAAAACCAGGCAGAACGAACGAAAGCCUGGCGUCUGGUUGCAAAUUCGCUACGCCUAUAUGGAGACUCUCUGAGAGCAUUUGCCUCCAUUGCGUGCUUUGUGCUUAUGUGGGCAUCGAUUGGGCUGCUGCUGUCUAUGAGAGGCCUCAUCAUAGAGAAUGUUGGACACAAUGACCCAGCAUUAGAAUGGACCUUUGGCCAAUUCCUGGCAUUAGCGACUUGGAUUCCCCUUGGCGUGGAGUGGGCGUAUAUCCUGAUAUUCGGUUUACAGAGAGGACUAGAGGGCCAUGUCCCCAAAGACUACGCUGUUAUGCGUACAAGCCAUGCUGCACUGUCUCCGGCUUCACAAGUCCAUUAUCAUCGCCCGGCGGACACUGCUGGACUGAUUCAGGACGUGCAACAGCAAACAGAGGCGACAAAAUAG
Messenger RNA from Aspergillus lentulus, 1314 nucleotides. RefSeq lists its product as uncharacterized. The record is from RefSeq and is a predicted model, not a curated record. NCBI's taxonomy places the organism in Eukaryota, Fungi, Ascomycota, Eurotiomycetes, Eurotiales, Aspergillaceae.